AUGAAUAUGAAGAAUAAAGCAAAAGAAGAAGAAAACAAUAGCUCUAACGAUUCAUCAGAAGUGACCAAGGAGUCGCAGAGAAAAGAUUAUAUUCAUGUUCGUGCACGGAGAGGCCAAGCCACUGAUAGCCACAACAUUGCAGAACGAGCUAGAAGAGAAAAGAUCAGUGAGAGAAUGAAGUAUCUUCAAGCUUUAGUUUCUGGAUGCGACAAGAUCACAAGCAAAGCAGGGACACUUGAUGAGAUCAUUAAUUAUGUUCUCUCUCUUCAGAGACAAGUCGAGUUCUUAUCGAUAAAAUUAGCAGCUGUGAGUCCAAGGUUGGAUCUAGAUAUCGAUGACAUUUUUGCCAAAGAGGUUCUCUCAGCUCCAAUGGCGAACUUACCAAGCAAUGUGAUGCCAUCUCAUGAGAUGGUUAACUUCGUUUAUCCUCAUGAAAUGGUUAAUUCCGAUUAUUUUCAUAUCAAUCUAAUGCAGCAAGGGGUUACCAGUUCUAAUCCACCACUGCCAUGUUUUAACAACGGUCAAGCUCCUUUCAUGUGGGAACCUGAUGUGCAGAAUCUGUAUAGCAGUCUAGGUGUUUGA
Messenger RNA from Eruca vesicaria subsp. sativa (arugula), 582 nucleotides. The record is from the annotation of a GenBank genome assembly. NCBI's taxonomy places the organism in Eukaryota, Viridiplantae, Streptophyta, Magnoliopsida, Brassicales, Brassicaceae.